AAAAAUAAAAAAAAUGAAAAAUUUGCAGUUACUGCCCUUUACCUGCACACGGCAGUACUCUCCUGUAAAGUGAUGAAAAUGGACAUGGUGUUGUUUCCCUCCCAGGGUCCUGUAAAUUCAGCACCAUUUUUAAAAAGUCUAGUGGGCAAAGAGUUAAAGUGGGGCAUGGAAUACAGAAGUGUGAAUUUAUUGGGAUCUUGCUAAACAUGAAAGCAAGAUAUCAGAUGUCAUGGGAAACCUAUUUAAAGUUAGAGUGGGAUCUUGCUAAGCAUGAAAGCAAGAUAUCAGAUGUCAUGGGAAAUCUAUUUAAAGUUAGAGUGGAGCGAGAUAAACUUCAGGAGGCUUAUGGCAUUGCAGAACAAGAUAAUGCGCAAAGAGCAAUAAGAGUUCAACAAUUAGAAGUUGAGCUUUCUAUGUUCCUGGAACUGAAGAAAAAGAGGAAAGUCGACUUGGGAGCUAGGGCAGAAGUUUGGGACAAGUUGUCCUGUGAGUCCAGCCCCAUUUUUAGAAAGUCUAGUGGGCAAAGAGAUGAAGUGGGGCAUGGAGUACAGAGGUGUGAAUUUAUUGAUCCGAUCUUCAUAUGAUGCAUUUACGGCAAAAGGAUCGGGAUGGAUUUUAGACAAAAUACUGUACUUGGAAAUAAAAACAGCAAAAUACAAGCCUCUGCUAGGAUCAUCCUAUAUCCCACUCCCAGAAGCAUUGUCAAAAAAGAAAAGUAUCAUCAACAUUCAAAAUACAGACGACAAGUGUUUGAUAUGGUCAGUUCUGUCUGCUUUACAUCUGGUGGAGCAUA
Molecule: messenger RNA, 793 nt
Organism: Uloborus diversus
Lineage: Eukaryota; Metazoa; Arthropoda; Arachnida; Araneae; Uloboridae
Exons: 8
Coding region: 207-584 (125 amino acids)
Source: RefSeq, a predicted model, not a curated record